ACGUCAGUGUUUGGCAAAAGUGGGAACAGUAGGAGUGUUUCUUUGUCUGCAGUUUUACGCGAAAAGUACUGAACCGAUUUGCACCAAACUUGGUGGAGGGAUCCGGUUAAAGAGGAGGACGCAGGAUGUUUUAUUUUUAGUGCCUCUCAGUUGUCGAAGACUGACUACACACUGAACAAAUUGCUCUAACAACAACAUCCCGUCUUUAACUUCAGCUAUUUCCUGGUCCCACCCGCCGCCUGUUCUCGUCUGGUUUCCAGGUUUCGUUCAGGAAAAUCCAAGUUUUUCUCUGCGCGGAUGAAGGAUGGUGAUAAUACCGUGUUUACAGCUGACGUGACCCAUUCAGAAACACACUUUAAAAUGAGUGACAGAGUCAGGAAUUUAAAUUCAUCUCCAUGGAAACACGAGUCUUAUCAGUCUCAUCUCAUUGGGCAUUUCAUCCCCUCGCGAAUUUGAUGUAGUGACAUCGCUGAUCUAACGGUGCAGAGCGGAAGUCAAAGAAUCUGAAUCAGCUCGGUCCUUUACCGGUUCUUCAUCAUCAAAACAAGAUGAAGUUAUUUUUGUUUCUCCUUUUCUGUCACGGUUCAUCAUCAGUCAAACACUCUCUGAAGUUUUUCUUUACUGCGUCUUCUGGACUCCCAAACUUCCCUGAGGUUGUCGGUGCUGCACUGGUCGAUGACAUUGUGGUCGGUUACUGCGACACCGACACACAGAGAUUUGAACUAAAACAGGAGUGGGUGAAAACUUACUUAGAAAAGAACCCUGAGCAGCUGCAGUGGUACAGAGCAGCGUGUUUUCAGAAUCAGCCUAAUCUUUUAAAGGCCAGGAUUCGUGGUUUGAAACAGCGCUUCAAUCAAACCGGAGAUGUCCACAUUUUCCUGGAGAUAAGUGGCUGUGAAUGGGAUGAAACGACUGGAGAGGUUAUUGGUUUUUUGCAGUUUGGUUAUGAUGGAGAAGACUUCAUGGCUUUAGACCUGAAGACAAAAACAUGGAUCACCCCAAAAUCACAGGCUGUCUCCGUCAAACUCAGAUGGGAUGCUGACAAAGGGAGAAUAAAACACAUUGAGAACUUGUUAACUCAGGUUUUUCCUGAGUGGCUGAAGAACUUAGUGGACUAUGGAAAGAGCUCUCUGCUGAAAACAGAGCGUCCCUCAGUGUCUCUCCUCCAGAAGACUCCCUCCUCUCUACUCAGCUGCCACGCUACAGGUUUCUACCCUGACAGAGCCGAGAUGUUCUGGAGGAAAGAUGGAGAGGAGCUUGAUGAGGACGUGGAGCACGGAGAGAUCCUCCCCAACCAUGAUGGAACCUUCCAGAUGAGUGUUGACCUGAACAUUUCAUCAGUCACACCUGAAGACUGGGGGAGGUAUGAAUGUGUGUUACAUCUCUCUGGUGUGAAGGAGGACAUCGUCACCAAACUGGACAAAGCAGAGAUCAGGACCAAUGGAGAGAAGCCGACUGACAGGACCGUCCUCAUCAUUGUUCCACUCGUUGUUUUCAUCUUCAUCCUCAUCUUCAUCGCUGUCAUUGGAUUCAUGGCUCACAAAAAGAAGAAAGCCACACGCCGUCCACCUCCUUCUGACAACGACACUGAGCUGUCUACACAACUGAAUCCAGAAACCUGAUUGUCAGACACACUCAGAGAGUUUCCUCAUAUGGGAUGGAAAACACUUCUGUCUGACAGUUUUCCUUUAUCUGCCAGGUCUUAUCUUAACUUCCACUGUUCCUAGCUUCAUUUUCAGAUCCUCAGUCAGCUGCUUAGAGGAGCCCAUGGUUGUUGAGAGUUACCACAAGACUGAAAGAGUCUAUGGAAAUGUCAUGAGGUGACAGUUCCUUCAGGCAAUUCUUGACCUGCUUUACAGGUCAUUACAAGUCAAUUAAAAAUGAACAAGUUCAAGAAGUCUUUUAGAAGUAGUUCAAUCAGGAGAAACUUACAAGAAGAACAACAGAAAAUUAGAAAGUUGAAGGAACUUUAUUGUGAACAGGUAGAACAGACUUUGGUGCUCAGGAAGUAGAUCCACAUAGGAAGGGAUUCUAUGGAUUAGAUGCUUCUGACGUGAAGGAAACUCCCCCUGAGGCCUAGACCUUGAUGGUGAUGAUGAGGACUGGAGUUCAUGGUUGUGGCGUGUUCUUAGAAGGAACCUCCAGAUUGAAGGGUUUGAUUGGAGAUGGCUGCCCAUCUACAACUGAGCUGGUGAAAGAGCGAGGCAGGGUUGCAAAUCGUCAUGUGGAGCUAGUGGAGCUUAGAAUUAGCAGGAAACUGUGCUUGUGACGUAGAAGUGACAGGAAACCUCACUGACAAUAACAUGGAUUCUGUGCUUCCAUGGGAAUGCUCAGCCAACUUAUGGCACAUUUUACUGUGUAUUGAUAAUUAUAAAUGAAUGUCAAAAUCAAAUGUAUUUUUUUUUUCUUUUUGUGCUGAUGCUUUUUU
Toxotes jaculatrix (banded archerfish) is the source of this 2428-nucleotide messenger RNA. Its product is annotated as major histocompatibility complex class I-related gene protein-like. The record is from RefSeq and is a predicted model, not a curated record. NCBI's taxonomy places the organism in Eukaryota, Metazoa, Chordata, Actinopteri, Toxotidae. Gene Ontology annotation, cellular component: external side of plasma membrane. The transcript is spliced from 7 exons. Bases 549 to 1622 code for a protein of 357 amino acids. Gene Ontology annotation, biological process: immune response.